GCUGCGCCGCGGCGCUGCGCUCGGCGUCGCGGCGGAACACAGAGGCAAGAUGGCGCCGGUGCUCAGGCCACCCGUCGCUCGGGGACACGAGUGAGACGUUCCGGAAUCGCUGUACACCGGGCUUCCACCGGCGACCGGCAGCACCGUGGGAGGGACGCGAAGUGAGUGAGCUACCAGCGGCGUCGAUGGCGGUCUGAUUGGCAGCGGGCCCGGGCCCACCGCGAGAGGCGAAGAGCAUGGACGAAAACAGCGGCGGUUGCCUGUCGCCGGAGGAGGCGGCAGCCGCGGCUGCUGGGGCCGAUGAGGAGGAGGGCGCGGAGGAGGCGGUUCGUGGCGAAGAGGAGGUGGCACCCCCCUCUCCCUCGGCGGCCGUGGUGGUGGCGGCGUCCCCCGUCAGCCCCCAAGAAGCGGCGGCCGUGGUGGUCGCCGAGGAGGAGGAUGACGACAUAGAAGAGGGCGAGGAGGACUCAGAGCGGCAUGCAGUGCGCUCGCCGCUCGACGCCGGCUCCGAGCAGUCGCCCGAGCUGCUGCAGGCGGCCGACCUCUCGGUGCGCGACGACUCGCCGUGUGGCGAAGUCGGCGCCGACGAAGACGACCUCGACGACCCCGUGAGUCCCGCCUCGUCGACGGGCAUGAUCGACGCUUCCGAGUUCCGCGGGCUCGACCCGGGUUCUUACCCGGGUCGCAUGUCGCCCGGCGGUUUCUCGAGCAGCAGUUACGCGACGCUGACGCCGCUGCAGCCGCUGCCUCCGAUCUCGACCAUGUCGGACAAGUUCUCCCACUACGGCCACCACCACCAACACCAUCCAGGGGCCAACGGUGGCUUCGCGCCGCUCGCCAUGGGCAUGGGAGGCUAUUCGCAAUACGACAAACUUGGUGCCACCAUGUCCGGUGCGAUGAACAUGAGCCCGCCGCACGGCACAGCGCCCAUGCUGGGCGCCGGCUCCGCUCUGCCGUCGCCGCCUCCUUACUCGCAGAACGGCCUGAGCGUCGACAAGGGACUGAACGGAUACGAAGCGGCAGCAGCGGCAUCCUACGGUGGAUCCUCGGCGCCACAGAGAGAGCUGACACGGCUCGGAUCGCCCCAGUCGCCGACGAGCCUGCACUCGCCCAUGCUACCGGCCCUCAACGGCCUGUCACCGCACACGCCUCCCCAGGCGCACCUCGCGGCACCUGCCACACCGCCGCAACCGCCGCAGCCGCCGCCCGCGCCGCAACCGGAACCGAAACCGGCGCGGGUACUGCUGCCAGUGGUGAGCAGCAACGCGCUGGGACAGGUGGUCGUGUGCGGAGCCAAGGCGUCCGUGGUGUCGUCGAGCCUGGUGCUCAGUCCGACCAAGGCGAUCCACCCUGCCGCGGUGAUCACUCAGCAGGUCACCCACCAGCAACAGCAGCAACAGCAGCAGCAGCAACAACAACAGCAGCAACAACACGCGGCCCAAGUGAGCGCCGGCGGUGCGUCCAGUCCCGCCGACGAGGCGGAGGAGAUCAACACCAAGGAACUGGCGCAGCGCAUCAGCGCCGAACUGAAGCGCUACAGCAUUCCGCAGGCCAUCUUCGCGCAGCGUGUGUUGUGCCGCUCGCAGGGGACUCUGUCGGACUUGCUGCGCAACCCGAAGCCCUGGAGCAAGCUCAAGUCGGGCAGGGAGACCUUCCGCCGCAUGUACAAGUGGCUCGAGGAACCGGAGUUCCAGAGGAUGUCGGCGCUCAGGCUCGCAGUGAAAAUGAACGCUCAGAGCCCCAAGUUGGACGCCGCUUGCCCUGCUCGCACCAGCAGUUUGUACACAACACACUCAAGUACGUACAUGAGCGACGUUCAUUUGCCGUUUAACUCCUUACCCUUUGCCUGCAAGCGGAAAGAGGAUGCGCCUGGUGGAGCGGGUGCGGCCGGACCGGCGGCCAAGAGUCAGCCCAAGAAGCCGCGUCUCGUCUUUACCGACCUGCAGCGACGCACCCUGCAGGCCAUUUUUAAGGAGACCAAGCGGCCCUCCAAGGAGAUGCAGAUCACCAUCUCGCAGCAGCUGGGACUCGAGCUCAGCACCGUGGGCAACUUCUUCAUGAAUGCGCGCCGCCGCUCGCAGGACAAGUGGCAGGACGAAGCGGACAAGAGCGCCAAGGGAACCUCCACGUAGCGCCCCGCCCCAAACACAGCAACCCCGCUGUACACCGCUGCCCGCCCUCCCGCCCGCCUCUUCGUUCGACGUGGCAGCUUAGGCAUCAUUGGAACAGACCCUCAGUACCAACCCCGAACAGCCUCUUCGACACUGCACACCGCGGCGAUGACUACUUGCCACUACGGACAAGGCAGGCAGGAAGAUGACCUGCGCAGCAAUAUGUAUCUGUGCACACUGACGUUACCUUCCCGCGCUCUGGACAACUAAGCGGCGUGGCGUGCGCUCCUCGGUAGCGCUGUAGGCGUCCCCAGAUCCCGCCGCCUUCCAGGACUGCGUUCCUCCCUCGAGACGCUCUCGCUGUCCAGGGGAGCGGAGGACACGAAACGAACAAGUGCCCGUCCCCGCCGCUUCGGCGUGGCAUGCAGCGCCACCUUGUGCGACUAAGCGGCCCCGUGUCGAGAGCCUUCUUGAUUGCUGUCGUUGUUGGCCACUACGUGGCGGGCCCUUGAAAGCUCGCGUUCUUGCGGUAACCAUCAGCGCUGGGUGGGAGUUAAACGGUAGUCACGCUGCGCGAACAGAGCAGUGCCCUUUGACUGUGGGUGGUCAGCGGCGCCAUCUGUAUGUCGGCUUUCGCACUACUGUCUGCUGCGACCCGCUGCGACUCCGUGCGCCGGCGCGAGGUGUUCUGCCCGAAACCACUGAGCGCGGACUCCGUGAGGUUCACGAUCCGCGCCAGUGGCAGUAAGCUUCGUCGCACGUGCUGCAGGCUGUAGCUGAUGGUAUGGGCGCCGAAGUCUGUUCGAAGUGUCGGCGUUCUCAAUGUUCAAAGGUCUGCGAGCCAGAUUUAGUCACCUUUGCGAUGCAUUGUCGCAAUAUGUGCUAGAUUGAGCGUGGGAAGAGAUGAGUGAGCCUACAACGCAUAAUCACGCCGAGCCUGACUGAAAUAGCUGCUCUCCGAAUGGUUCGUAGCAAAGAAAGCUCUGCGUUCUUGAGGUAAAUUACUUGUGCUUAAAAUAAGCCCUCAAAAUUUGACAUAUCCAGUGAAAACACGUGGUCUUCCGUGGGGUAUACAGGUCAUAGCCCAAUUUCCGUGUCCCGGGUACGAAAAAAAACAACAUUGUUAGACUUUUCUUCAGACACCGGUCGUGUCUUCAACUAGUUAAAGUUUUAAGUCAGCGUCCUCAAUAAAAUACCCUAAUUGUUAUGUGCACAUGAGGUAGAGAUGUGCUAGCACUGUGUUUCAAUGCGAACUUCUAAGGAAAGGCAUUUGUUUGACAUCUAAGUCAAAAGAGAGCAUAUGA
Molecule: messenger RNA, 3415 nt
Organism: Dermacentor andersoni
Lineage: Eukaryota; Metazoa; Arthropoda; Arachnida; Ixodida; Ixodidae
Biological process (GO): regulation of transcription by RNA polymerase II
Cellular component (GO): nucleus
Molecular function (GO): DNA-binding transcription factor activity, RNA polymerase II-specific; RNA polymerase II cis-regulatory region sequence-specific DNA binding
Source: RefSeq, a predicted model, not a curated record